This is a messenger RNA of Aureobasidium namibiae CBS 147.97, 1572 nucleotides long. RefSeq names its product purine-cytosine permease. Lineage: Eukaryota; Fungi; Ascomycota; Dothideomycetes; Dothideales; Saccotheciaceae. Gene Ontology annotation, cellular component: plasma membrane; fungal-type vacuole membrane. The transcript has 3 exons. Bases 1 to 1572 code for a protein of 523 amino acids. Gene Ontology annotation, molecular function: transmembrane transporter activity. The record is from RefSeq and is a predicted model, not a curated record. Gene Ontology annotation, biological process: transmembrane transport.
AUGUCGCAUAUCCAGGAUCUGGAGAAGAACCCCGUGGGUUCGGGCGUUGGCAGUGUCCCUUCAUCGGAGAACUACGCCUACGAAGACGCUGCCGUCCCAGGGGAAAGCUUUGAAUAUGGCGAUGGUUACUAUGCCAAGAUGCAGCGCCUGGCCGGCAAAUUCAACAUCGAGCAGCGUGGUAUUGAGCGCGUGCCCGAGAACGAGAGAACCGACACUGGUGUCAAGGGCUUAUUGAACGUCAUGACAAUGUGGCUCUCAGCAAACAUGGUCGUUUCAUCGUUCGCCAUUGGUAUCCUCGGACCCUCAUUAUUCGAAACUGGCUUCGCCGAUGGUAUUCUGUGUAUUCUCUUCUUCAACAUCAUUGGUAUUAUCCCGGUGUCGUUCUUCUCUGCCUUGGGUCCUCAGUUUGGUCUUCGCCAGAUGGUCCUUUCGAGAUUCUGGUUCGGAUGGUGGGGCGUGAAGCUCAUCGCCAUUUUCAACGUGAUUGCUUGCAUUGGUUGGUCUUCCGUCAACUCGAUCGUUGGUGCUCAGCUCCUCAACACCGUCAACGAUGAUGUUCCUGGAUGGGCUGGUAUCCUGAUCAUUGCUUUCUGCACCUUCGCCAUCACCCUCUUUGGUUACAAGAUCGUGCACGUUUACGAGUUCUGGUCAUGGAUCCCCACCUUCAUCGUUUUCCUGAUCACCAUUGGUGUCUUUGCAAAAACCGGCGACUUCUACAACAUCCCCUGGAAAACCGGCCAGUCCGAGUUGGGUGCUGUGCUUUCUUUCGGAUCGACGGUUUACGGCUUUGCCACUGGCUGGACUUCGUACGCUGCUGAUUACACCGUCUACCAGCCCAGCACUCAGAAGCGCUGGAAGGUCUUCCUCUUCACUUUCGUCGGUCUGCUCUUCCCUCUUCUGUUCACUCAGAUGCUCGGUUUGGCUGUCAUGACUGCAACCACGAUCAACGGCGGAAACAACAUCUACCAGGCCGGCUACGAAAAGUCAAGCACUGGUGGUCUCCUCGGUGCUGUUUUGGUCACUCACCUUGGCGGAUUUGGAAAGUUCUGCCUUGUCAUUCUCGCUCUUUCCAUCAUCGCCAACAACUGCCCCAACAUUUACUCGGUCGGUCUUACCGUCCAGGUCUUUGGCAAGUGGAUCCAGCGCCUUCCUCGCUUUGUCCUCACUGCCAUUGCCACUGGUGCAUACAUUGCUAUUGCCAUCCCCGGAUACAGCCACUUCGAAGCUGUACUCGAGAACUUCAUGAACUUCAUCGGAUACUGGCUCGCCAUCUACACCGGUGUUGCAUUCGCAGAUCACUUUGUCUUCAAGAGAUCUCUUGACGCUUACAUCAUCUCCAACUACGACAAGCCCAAGAACCUUGCCAUCGGCAUUGCCGCAGUCUUUGCUUUCUGCUUCGGUGUCGCUGGUAUGGUUUGUGGUAUGUCGCAGACCUGGUUCGUCGGCCCCAUUGCUCUUCACGCUGGCGAAGCUCCUUUCGGUGGUGAUGUUGGCAGUGCGCUCGGCUUUGCCUUUGGCUUCACAUCAUAUCUGUUCUUGAGACCUCUUGAGCUCAAGUUCAUUGGCAGGUAG